AUGGCAUCCAUCUGCCAGAAUUUUGUUGCUUCUUCUAUUACGACAUUAUUGUGUUUCAGUUUGUGCUUUUACUCUUCAGCAUCAGCUCAGGAGUCAGGAACUGCAACGUUUAACACACCUCCAUACCUUCCUUCUAAAUGCUAUGGAUAUGAAGAUCAAGGAGUGAUGGUUGCAGCAGCAAGUGAAGGAAUCUUUAACAAUGGUGAAGCUUGUGGAAAAUAUUACCAAGUAACUUGUGUUAGUGGGACAAACGAGGGCACUCCAUUCCCUUGCUUCGAUAAUGGGCCAGCAGUGGUGAUGAUUACAGAUCUUUGCCCUCCUGAUUCCUGUAGGGGUACCAUUGACUUGUCAGAAGAAGCUUUUGCCUCUAUUGCUGAUACCAAUUCUGGUGUCAUCAACAUCUCUUACCAACAGUAUGUAUUAAGAACUCAAGAACUUAAUUCUGCUUUUACAAUUUUAGAUCAAUAG
This is a messenger RNA of Dovyalis caffra, 468 nucleotides long. Lineage: Eukaryota; Viridiplantae; Streptophyta; Magnoliopsida; Malpighiales; Salicaceae. The record is from the annotation of a GenBank genome assembly.